UUCUACCCCAUGUGACUUCGCGCGAGUCUCGCCAGACUGUGCCGCAUGAGUCACGUACUGUAGUAGCACUGCAAACGCGGAGUCAAACUUUCUUUUAUCUCUGAGCGAUAACGGGGGGGAAUUUGUUCGACUGUGUUAGUAAUACUCCGUGUGUUUCUUCUUUAUAAGUGUUGUUUGAAUCAAGUUGAAUCCUUCAAGCCUCAUUCUUUUGUUGAAGUUGGCAUCCAAUUGGCGAUUACUGAACCCCGCCUCCACACGGCGCAGUAUCGAAACCUCCACCUCGGGUUUCGUGUGUUGCGAAACGGCGUUUUGAACUGAGAAUCGAAACUCUGCUUACGAAUCUCGUCACCAUUGAAACUCUUAGCCACGCCGUCCAAUUGAAUCGUUCUUUCAUUCGCAAUCAUGGAGGCCAGGUGUCAAUGUGGUUCAGUGACCUUCAAGACUCCCCUCCCUCAGCCUCUGGCGCUCUACAUCUGCCACUGCGAUGCUUGUAGACGACAAACAGGUUCAGCGUUUGGCACUUCUGCCAUCUUUCCUCGAUUUGAGUUGCCUGACACGGAUCUACUGAGCGUUUACAGUCGACCUACAGCCUCAGGACAUCAACUUUACUGCUACUUCUGUCGCAAAUGCGGAACUCGUCUCAUUCACUCAACGCCUUCAAAAAACGUCAUCUCCGUGAAAGGAGGAUGUCUUGAUGGCCUGGACUGGAAGCGAGCGAUUCAUAUCUGGACCAAGACGGCCAUGGUUCCUAUUCCCGAAGGUUCUGAAACGCACUCUGAAGAGUCCGGCUAUACGGACUAUGGAUCAACUCAGGAGGAGCUGGAUCAGCCUGGUGAUCUUGUUGGAAGCUCGGGUUGUAACAUGCCUGUUAGUCAACGGGCCUCGAGCUCUGCUGGGGUGAAUGGUGAUGAUAACAUGAGUGGAUGAGUAUGAUGGGAUGAAUUAUGGCGUUGGUGAGUCUUGAUGAGGCAGAUUGUGGGUUUUGGAGUUGAAACAUGUCACCUGGUGAGAGCGUUAGGAUGUGAUAUCAUGGGAAUAGGCGCAAUAAACGAAUAGCAUAUUCAUAGUAUGAAAUGAUGAGUUGUGUUUUGAGGAGUUUUCUUAGCCAUGAUAGCUAUUCUAGGGAAGGCAAGAAAACUAAGAAUCUCCAUCACAAAUUUAAAAAAACCUUGGUAAGUUUGGGAUAGACUUUGGCA
Messenger RNA from Fusarium odoratissimum NRRL 54006, 1196 nucleotides. RefSeq lists its product as uncharacterized. The transcript is spliced from 4 exons. Gene Ontology annotation, molecular function: carbon-sulfur lyase activity. NCBI's taxonomy places the organism in Eukaryota, Fungi, Ascomycota, Sordariomycetes, Hypocreales, Nectriaceae. The record is from RefSeq and is a predicted model, not a curated record. The coding region runs from base 403 to 927 and encodes 174 amino acids.